GCCUAGAUGGUGGCCCCUGGGGCAUCCUUUCGUGCCGAGUCGGGGCUGGAGUGCGCGUUUGUGGAAGGGGCCUCGAGGGAGGAUCAUGAGCCCCAUCCCUUCGCGCUCCGGCCCGAAUGCCUCCCGCGGUGCCGCCUCCCCGGGACGCGGGUUCCAGCCUCGCGGCACCGAGCCAGGCUCGAGAGUGAGGAAGAAACCCGACCCGACCAGAUCGAAACCUUUCAGCGGAGCCCCCCGAGGGAAGGCAGGAGGGAGGACGACGAGGCCACGGAGGCUUCUCACUGUUGGGCCCGGAGAAGUCUGAACUGGCGGGGGAGAUCGGAACCGGGAGCAGGUGGUGAUCAUGGAGACCGAUGUGCACGAGAGGAGAGCUCUGUCUUCCCAGGAUGCUCCCCUUUCCCAAGAGCGGAGCACAGAAGAGGGGGAAGUGGCAGCUCUGCGACUCACAGCUAGAUCCCAGGCAUCAGUGACAUUCAAGGAUGUGGCCAUGGACUUUACCCCAGAGGAGUGGGGGAAGCUGGAUCCUGCCCAAAGGGAGGUGAUGCUGGAGAACUAUAGGAACCUGGUGUCGCUUUGGCUUCCAGUUUCCAAAUCUGAGAACUACAAUUUGGAGAGCGGAAAAGAACCACUGAUGCUUGAGAGAAAAGCCCCCAAAAGCAGCUAUUCAGACCUGGAGGCUAAACCCGAGGGCAAAGAUUCAACUUCAGCGCAAGAUAUUUCCAAAGAAGAAUCAUGCCAAGCCACAGUAAUAGACAGACUGACAGGAAAUGGUGUCUAUGACUCCAGCUUGGAAACAACUCUUGAAUGUGAAAAUUGGUUAGAGAAUCAGCAAGGAAACCAGGAGAGACCCUUGAGAGAUAUGUUCACCCAUGUGAAUUCACUCCCCGAAGAAGGAGCUCAUGAGCAUGACGUAUAUUGGAAAAACUUUGGUCAGAAGUCUGUUCUUCUCACUCAAGACAGAGUUCCCAAAGGAUCCUAUGCCUUCCAUACACUUGGAAAGAGGUUGAAACCGAAAUCAAACUUAAUGAAAAAGCAAAGAACCUGUAAAGAGAAAAAACCUCAUAAAUGUAACGAUUGCGGGGAGCUCUUCACUUACCAUUCAGUGCUUAUUCGACACCAGAGAGUCCAUACUGGAGAGAAACCCUAUAGCUGUAAUGAAUGUGGGAAAUCUUUUAGCCACAGAGCUAAUUUAACUAAACAUCAGAGAACUCAUACCAGAAUUCUCUUUGAAUGCAGCGAAUGCAAGAAGGCCUUCACAGAAAGCUCAUCCCUCGCGAUACAUCAGAGAAUUCACAUUGGGGAGAGACCGUAUGAAUGCAAUGAAUGCGGAAAAGGUUUUAAUCGAAGUACACAUCUGGUACAGCAUCAGUUGAUUCAUACUGGAGUGAAGCCGUAUGAAUGUAAUGAAUGUGAUAAAGCUUUCAUCCAUUCCUCAGCUCUUAUUAAACAUCAAAGAACUCAUACUGGAGAGAAACCCUACAAAUGUCAGGAAUGUGGGAAAGCCUUUAGCCACUGCUCAUCCCUUACUAAACAUCAGAGAGUUCAUACUGGAGAAAAGCCAUAUGAAUGUAGCGAAUGUGGAAAAACCUUUAGUCAGAGCACACAUCUUGUUCAGCAUCAGAGAAUCCAUACUGGAGAGAAACCCUAUGAGUGUAAUGAAUGUGGGAAAACCUUCAGCCGGAGCUCAAAUUUUGCUAAACAUCAAAGAAUUCAUAUUGGAAAGAAACCGUACAAAUGUAAUGAAUGUGGGAAAGCCUUCAUUCAUUCAUCAGCUCUUAUUCAACACCAGAGAACUCAUACUGGAGAGAAGCCUUACAGAUGUGACGAAUGUGGGAAAAGCUUUAAGUGCAGUUCAUCCCUCAUCAGACAUCAAAGAAUUCAUACUGAAGAGCAACUCUGAAAAAUUACUGAAUGUGAAGAAAUGUAAGUUGGUUUUAUCACUGUGUUAAAUACCUAAGCAUUUAGGUGGAAUACCCAUAAAAUGCUGCUGGAGGACCAAUCGUGUAUGCAUCUGAUUUUACUUGCAUAAUACAUAGUUUUGAGCCAUAAACAGAAUGUUCCUUCUAUCUACUGAUUGAAUCAGUAUGAAAGCUUCUAGCUAGGGAUCUCAAAUUUUGAUCCCCUUCCCCCCUACCCCCACCAAAUACCCUUUUGUGGAAAUUCAAGAAAUCCUUGGGAGUGGAUAGCAAUAUAAUUGUGGUGAGAUCUGGGUCCUCCCUCUCCUUGUCACAUCAAAGCCCUGUUUAUAGCUUCUCAUUCUGUACGGAAAUUCUUGUUUGUUAACUUAGGCAGAGGACCCAUAUCUUUAUCAUCAGGAAGGCACAGAGUUGUUCCUCUUUGGAUCCAAAGUAGACCUCCAGAUAAUACAGGUAGUGUCAUUUCUCCAGAGAGGGUCAUUUCUUUUGUAUUAGCUAUAAAAUUUAAAGGUUAAAAGUUGAAAUAUGCUUUGGAUCCUCUCCUUGCCCCAAAGGCUACUGUCUCAUUUGAUGCUCAUAAAUAGAAUGUAUUUACAGCAGGUUCCAAGUCACAUUCAUUUAAGAUUAUGCUGGUCAUCAGUUUAGAUAAUUGUUACCCUCUACUGUGUAGAUCUUCUUUUUCUACUUCCUUGGAAUUACCCUGAAGUUGAGAAUGGGUCAACGUCUUAACUGUAGUUUUCAGUCAAAUGCCUCUUUUCUCAUCUUUGGCAUUGAAGGAAUCCUGGUUUGUUUGUUUGUUUGUUUGUUUGUUUGUUUGUUUUUAUACUCACGUGAAGAUUUCAUUUCUUUACAUUAUUCUGCUUUCUGUAAACUAUGUCGCAUUGAGAAAAGGCCCCUGGGAUGUUGAGGGUCUGAAGAGUUGAUGAGUUCGAUGUGUUAUUAUAUUUAGGGUCCCAGUCAAGAAGAAUAAUUGAAGCAACUGUGAGACACAAGGACACACCUUCCUGUCAGAUAUGGAAAUUAGUUCACAAGGCAGUGACUCAUUGGAGGAUAAGCAGCCUCCCUCCAUGAAGAAGAGGUUGCCAUUUCUCUGGCUCUUAAAAGUCUGUCCACACUUUUUGUUGUUAUUACUGUUCUCCCGAUAUGUGUGUUGGUCUUUGCUACAUCCCAGAGCCCCAAAGAAGGUAGAGGGGUGCCUGAGUGGCUCAGUCGGUUAAGCGUCCGACUUCGGCUCAGGUCACGAUCUCACGGUUCGUGAGUUCGAGCCCCGCGUUGGGCUCUGGGCUGAUGGCUCAGAGCCUGGAGCCCGCUUCGGAUUCUGUGUCUCCCUCUGUCUGCCCCUCUGCUGCUUGCACUCUGUCUCUCGCAUUGUCUCAAAAAUAAACAUACAUUAAAAAAAAAAAUUUUUUUUAAAGAAGGUAGAAAAGACAUGAAACCACAAUGAUAACAUAAGUUACUUGGGUGACCAAAAACCAGCAGUGGGAUUGGAAAAGCAAAAGUUGAAAUAAAUAUUUAGCCAAACGCUAUGCAAAUGUCAGUUUUUAUUGUUACUCUAUUGUAUGACAAGAAAAUCAUAGAAAAGGUAGAAGGAACGUAGUGACAGAUUUCUUUUCUCUUCUAAAUUCUAUCCUUUAUGAACAUUUCAGCAACCAGUCCGUGCUCUUGCCUUCUCCACCCUAUCCUUGUUACUGUAAUUCCUUCUCUGUAAACCUUUGUUGUAUUAUUGAAAAAAAGUAGAGGAAUAGAGUUUAAAGAAAUGAUAGUGGAAAGCAAACAAGAUGGUUAAGGAUGAAGGAGUUAAAUCCAGCAGCAGUGAAAAUCAAAACAAUAGGAUAUGGGGCCGAAAGGGCUGGAAAGAGCUUUUGGAAAGAACAAAAGAUACGUUGAAAGGGUGGAGGCUCCCUGUUUCCGAUUCUGUGUCUCCCUCUCUCUGACCCUCCCCUGUUCAUGCUCUGUCUCUCCCUGUCUCAAAAAUAAAUUAAAAAACGUUAAAAAAAAAAAAAAGGGUGGAGGCUCAUGGGAAGGCUCAAGGUCUGAGAGGUCAGAAUAGGGGGCUGGCACAGGAACAAGGGAAAGGCGCUUAAUCCUUUCACCACCUCAGUGCUCCAUAUUCAUGGUCUAAAGUAGGAACUGACAGAGUGUGGCCUGGACCCGUGGACCAAGUCCAGCCUUCUGCCUAUUUCUCCAAACACAAGGCUUAGUUGGAUCUUGACCACACUCAUUUGUUUAUGUUUGUUGGUGCUACAACGGCAGAGUCAAGGAAUUGCCGUAGAGAUUGUAUGUCCCCCACAAGCCUAAAAUGCCUAAUAUUUCUCAGCGUGCCCAACACUUGAGUGAAAAUAAGGUCCUAAUUUGGGGGCCUAAAUUUGACUAACAAAAUAAGACCCACGUGGGAUUUUCAAAGUUGGGAUUGAAUUCUGCCACCUUCACUUAGCAUUUAUGUGACCUUACUGAGUCUCAGUGUCUUUAUCUGUAAAAUGGGAAUAAGUCGUCCUUCUCUCAUAAGAUUGUGAGGAUUAGAUAAGAAUGCAUGUAAAAGACCUGGCACGCGAUAAAUUAUGUGGAAAACCUCUAUAUGUAUAUGUAUGUUUGUAAAUAUAUAUAUAUAUAUACACGUAUGUAUAUAUAUGUGCGUAUAUAUACGCAUAUGUAUAUAUGUGUAUAUAUAUAUAUUUACUUUUUAUUUUUUUUAAUGAAAUGUCAGUCCAUUUGGGCUGCUAACCAAAUAACUCGCCGUAGACUGAGUGGCUUAUAAACAACAUUCUCACAGUCCUGGAGACUGGGAAGUCCAAGAUCAAGGCCUCAGCACGUUCAAUGUCCAGCGAGGGCCUCCUUCCUGGUUCUGGGACAACCAUCUUUUUGCUGUGUUUUCUGGUAAAAGGGCAAGAGGGCUCUCUGGGGCCUGUUUUCUAAGGGCACUAACCCUAUUCAGAAGAAUUCUGCCCUCAUGACCUUCCAAAGACCCCACCUCCUAAUACUAUCACUCUGGGGAUUAGGUUUCAAGAUAAAUUUGGGGAGAUAAAAACUCAGUCUAUAUAAUAAGUGGCUAAGCAUCAAUCAAGCAGAAAUUACUUAAGAAUGAAUGUAUCUGACACCUCUUGUUUACCGGUCAAGAACUGUGACCAUCCUACUGUCUAGCUCAUCAUAGAGAAGCUAGAUUCUUCCUUCCAUCUGGUGCUGCUCCCUACAGAGCCUCCUUGAGACCUUGGGGAAUCUGCUUUUUUCCCUUCUGCAUACCACUCUACUGGGAACUAUCUGACAGUUCCAAAGACUCAAGUUUGUAAUCUAUUUACAGUUUCAACAGCAUUGAGAGAUGUGCUCUAAGUUCGUUUUGCUGAGAACUCUGAUCCUUUACAUUUCAGUAUUUGUUCUGUUUAUGCUCGAUGUUCGACCUGUGUUGUUUGUACUCCAGUGUGAUUGUUGGAAGUUUUAAUGUUCCAUUUUUCAAGUGUUUUUGGUUACGUAUAAAACCAAAUUGACUGCUCUUACCAGUCCACUGUCAAUAAAGAUGUUGUUUAUAUAUA
Neofelis nebulosa (Clouded leopard) is the source of this 5440-nucleotide messenger RNA. RefSeq names its product zinc finger protein 286A (gene ZNF286A). The record is from RefSeq and is a predicted model, not a curated record. Lineage: Eukaryota; Metazoa; Chordata; Mammalia; Carnivora; Felidae. Bases 344 to 1900 code for a protein of 518 amino acids. Gene Ontology annotation, biological process: regulation of transcription by RNA polymerase II. The transcript is spliced from 6 exons. Gene Ontology annotation, molecular function: DNA-binding transcription factor activity, RNA polymerase II-specific; RNA polymerase II cis-regulatory region sequence-specific DNA binding.